This is a messenger RNA of Scophthalmus maximus (turbot), 2293 nucleotides long. RefSeq names its product WEE2 oocyte meiosis inhibiting kinase (gene wee2). Gene Ontology annotation, biological process: regulation of meiosis I; mitotic cell cycle; protein phosphorylation. Gene Ontology annotation, molecular function: ATP binding; magnesium ion binding; non-membrane spanning protein tyrosine kinase activity. The transcript is spliced from 13 exons. Gene Ontology annotation, cellular component: nucleus. Bases 332 to 2020 code for a protein of 562 amino acids. NCBI's taxonomy places the organism in Eukaryota, Metazoa, Chordata, Actinopteri, Pleuronectiformes, Scophthalmidae. The record is from RefSeq and is a predicted model, not a curated record.
GAGAGAGAGACAGAACAACAACCGCGUGUAACACAGUCGCCGGUGCAGGGCGACACCAGCUACACCAGCUGCUGCUGCUGCCGGGGCUGGGUCAUGAUUCACGGCUGCUCGCUGCUCGUGUGGUGGAUCUGUGUGUAUCAGGUGCAGGAGCCGGUUCAGCCAAUCAGAAGCCCGCAAAGCGUUAACCGGGAGGCGUAGUUUAUUUAAACCGGAAGUCAUUUACAUACACGGCGCGAAGUUCGAGCGUGGUGGUGCCGGAGGCGACUUGUUAGUGCAGGGAGACACGGUGUUUUAAUGGAAAGCUUUGUGAAAAAACAAGGCCCCAAGCAUCAUGGCGACAUUGUUUGACGGGAUCAGCCAGCAGCUGGACUUCUCUAGCUGUGGAGAGGAAGGGAGCGGGAGCAGCAGCAGCAGCAGCAGCAGCAGCAGCGACAACAGCUCUGACGACUGCGCCUCCAGGAUUCGAAGUCCCCGAAUCCAAAGUCCUGGCUCUGCCUGCAGGACGCCCAGGGUGCAACGCCACCGCAGCCGAAGCAACACCUUGACUUCCCCCUUGCAGUGCACCAGCCCCAUACCGUAUGCGUCCUGGAGGAAACUGAGGCUCUGUGACUCUCCCAGCACGCCCAAGAGUCUGCUCUCCAAGUCUUCCCACCCUUGCUCCAGCUCUAAGAUAAGUUGCAAUCAGAGGACCCGGCAUUUCGCCUCCACCGCGGCAAACCUCUUCCAGGCACCUGUCAACGUAAAUCCUUUCACCCCUGACACAGUACGCAGGAAUAGUCAACAGCAGCGGAGGAACAGCCGUAGGGGCGGCGGCGAUGAUGAUGAUGAUGACGACGACUAUGGCCACAGGUUGAAACACAGCCUAACGUCAUCCGAGGAGGACGACGAGGCCUUUCUCCCACGAAAGAGGCGAGCUGUUCAAUCCUUCAUGCUGUCGCGUUAUGAGAGCGAGUUCCUGGAGCUGGAGUGCAUCGGCGUGGGCGAGUUCGGGGCCGUUUACAAGUGCGUGAAGAGGCUGGAUGGUUGCCUGUAUGCCAUCAAGCGCUCCCGGAGACCCCUCGCAGGCUCUGCCAAUGAGCAGCUGGCCCUAAAGGAAGUGUAUGCACAUGCUGUUCUUGGGCACCACCCACAUGUCGUCCGCUAUUAUUCAGCUUGGGCGGAGGACGAUCACAUGAUUAUUCAAAAUGAAUACUGUGAUGGUGGAAGCCUCAGCGAUGCCAUUGUGAAUAAGCAGGUGCAGUGUGAGCUGUUUUCAGUGGCAGGGUUGAAAGAUCUGCUCUUACAAGUGUCCAUGGGUCUGAAAUACAUCCACAGCUCAGGCCUAGUCCACAUGGACAUCAAGCCAAGUAAUAUAUUCAUUUGCCAGCGCCCCUGUCCAACCGCCGCAGGUGAGGGGGAGAGUGAGGAGGAAGAUGACCGAGGCACAGGAGUCAUUUUCAAAAUUGGGGAUCUGGGUCAUGUGACAUCAGCUAGCAGUCCACAGGUUGAGGAAGGGGACAGCCGCUUUCUGGCCAGUGAGGUCCUGCAUGAGGAUUACAGCCACCUCCCCAAGGCAGACAUCUUUGCUCUGGGCCUCACGGUGCUGCUGGCAGCUGGGGCUCCCCCUCUGCCUCAAAAUGGAGACGAGUGGCACAGCCUCCGAGAGGGGAAGCUCCCCAAACUGCCACAAGAGCUCUCCCCUCCCUUCAGGAGCCUAAUACAGUUGUUGCUGGAUCCAGACCCGCGAAAGCGGCCGUCUGCCAGGGAGCUUUGCAGGCACUCUGUCUUAAGGGAGGAGAGGACCGGGAGGCUGGCGGCUCAGCUGCGCAGGGAGCUCAACGUAGAGAAGUUCAGGACGGCCAUGCUCGAAAAAGAGCUCCAGGAGGCUCGUCUGGCAGCGUUGUCCCCCAAGCAGAAUCUCCCUCCUGGGCUGAAACCUCCUCCUGCCAAGAUGGGGUCUCUACCCAAAUCAGGGAGGAGACUCAUUGGAAGGAACACGGCACGAUCCAUAAGCUACGAUUUCGCCGGAUACGGAGUCUGAUGGGACAAUGCGAUACCCUUAUUAUUAUUUUUGUCCAUAUGUCAGGACAGGAAGACGGAACCAUGAAGACGAUGCGGGACUAGUUAAGGAAAUGAUGAUCAUGUAGAGGACUGGUGUAAGGUUUGAAAGGAUUAAUCUGCGUCCGACUCAAACGUUUGACUCCCAAGUUAUACAUUUCAACAUCAUGUAACUUCUCAAGACUCAUGUACAUGACAAGUCAAGGUCUUUUUAAAUUUUUUUUAAAACUGUAAAUAAACAUUUUAAGCAUUUUUA